CUCUCUCUCUCUGCCUUUUAAAUUGUAGGAGUUGGACAAAACCCUAAUAAUCCCCCGUCUGUAUCACUCCACACCUAGCAGCGGCGCUCUAGCACCAUGGGUAUUGAUUUAGUCGCCGGAGGCAAGAGCAAGAAGACCAAGCGCACUAAACCCAAAUCCGAUGAUAUCUACAUCAAACUGCUCGUCAAGUUGUACUCAUUUCUGGUGAGGAGGACUGGUAGCAAGUUCAAUGAAGUUGUUCGUAAGCGUCUGACUAUGAGUCGGGUUAACAGGCCCCCUCUUUCUCUCUCUCGCCUCAGCGCUCUCAUGAAGGGCAAGGAGAACCAAAUUGCAGUCCUUGUUGGUAGUGUCACGGACGACAUCCGUGUUCAUGAAAUCCCAGCCAUGAAGGUGGCUGCUCUGAGGUUCACCGAGACCGCAAGAGCUCGAAUCGAGAAGGCUGGUGGUGAAUGUUUGACUUUUGACCAGCUUGCUCUUAGGGCUCCACUUGGACAGAACACGGUGAUUCUGAGGGGUUCAAGGAAGGCUCGUGAAGCAGUGAGGCACUUUGGUGCCGCACCUGGUGUUCCUCACAGCCACACCAAGCCCUAUGUGCGCUCUAAGGGCAGGAAGUUUGAGAAGGCCAGAGGUAGGCGAAAGAGCAGGGGUUUCAGGGUUUGAUUUAUUUGCGUUACCAGUCAAGUUUGUUUCUCGAUUUUGUGCUUUUCGAAUAUUAUUUGAUAGACUUGUACUGAUUAGACAUGCCUUUUUUACGAAUCUGUUGUUUUGAAAAUUUUGGGAUUGAUUUCUCUUCUCAUAUCUUGUGUGUGCCCCUUACUAAUGUGCUCUUCAAGAAAUUGGACAAACUUUAUUAUUCGUCCUGAGUUUUGAUAUUUAUUAUACGUGGUAUGUUAUCUUUCCU
Messenger RNA from Erythranthe guttata (spotted monkey flower), 901 nucleotides. Its product is annotated as large ribosomal subunit protein eL18y. Lineage: Eukaryota; Viridiplantae; Streptophyta; Magnoliopsida; Lamiales; Phrymaceae. Gene Ontology annotation, cellular component: ribosome; cytosolic large ribosomal subunit. Gene Ontology annotation, biological process: translation. The record is from RefSeq and is a predicted model, not a curated record. Gene Ontology annotation, molecular function: RNA binding; structural constituent of ribosome.